CAAUAACAAGCGGCGAGUGGGGGAUUUAAACUGGUGUUAGGCAGCUGCCUCCUUACAAGCCUGAAGCGAGCGGUGGUGGAAGGUUCCCGAGAGAGCCAGACGCUAAGCAGAGCCUACCGAGAGCCGUGCGCCAUGUCUCUGCGGAUCACACGGAACAUGCUGUCUAAUGCUGAGAACAACGUGAAGGGCGCUGUGGUGGGAAAGCGGGCGGUAAAACCCGGCCUCCGACCCCGCACCGCCCUUGGGGACAUCGGGAACAGGGCUGAAACAAAGGCCCCAGCAAAGAAGGAUCUGAAACCAGUCGUCAAAGUGUUGAAGAAAAGCAAGGCCGUGGAGAAGGAGACGGAGCAGAAGGUGGAACAUGUCUGCCCCCCAGUCCCGGAGAUGGAGCCCAGUCCCAUGGAGACAUCGGGGUGCCUCCCAGACGAGCUGUGCCAGGCCUUCUCUGACGUCCUUAUACAAGUGAAGGACGUGGAUGCAGAUGAUGAUGGGAACCCCAUGCUGUGCAGUGAAUAUGUGAAGGACAUCUACUCUUAUCUCCGGAGCCUGGAGGAUGCUCAAUCGGUGAGGCCGAAAUUUCUCCAAGGACAGGAGGUGACUGGUAACAUGCGUGCAAUACUGGUUGACUGGCUGGUCCAGGUCCAGAUGAAGUUCCGUCUGCUGCAGGAAACUAUAUUCAUGACUGUUGGGAUAAUCGACAGAUUCUUGCAGGAGAAUCCAGUUCCCAAAAAUCAGCUGCAGCUUGUUGGGGUGACAGCUAUGUUUCUUGCUGCCAAGUAUGAAGAGAUGUACCCUCCGGAGAUUGGAGACUUCACUUUUGUAACAGACCACACUUACACAAAGGCUCAGAUCAGGGAGAUGGAAAUGAACAUUCUCCGCACGCUGAAGUUUGCUAUUGGGAGACCCCUUCCCCUUCAUUUCCUCAGGAGAACCUCUAAGAUAGGAGAGGUCACUGCUGAACAGCACAGUUUAGCUAAGUAUUUGAUGGAGCUGGUUAUGGUUGACUAUGAGAUGGUGCACUACCCACCCUCACAGAUAGCUGCGGCAGCCUCCUGUCUGUCCCUUAAAGUCUUCAAUGCUGGAGAAUGGACCCCGACACUACAGCACUACACAGCGUAUUCCGAGGAAGCUCUGCUUCCUGUCAUGCAGCAUAUGGCCAAGAACGUAGUAAAGGUCAACAGAGGCCUCACCAAGCAUAUGACUGUGAAGAAUAAAUAUGCAAGCAGCAAACAGAUGAAGAUCAGCAGUGUCCCGCAGCUGAGGUCGGAGGUGCUGGUGCAGCUGGCGCGCCCGCUCGUGUCUUAACCUUGUGCAGAAGUCUCCACCCGUUGGCACUAUGUGCUUAUUGUAAAUAGUUUUUGCUUUUAAUAAAGUUUUGUUUUUAGCUAUAA
Messenger RNA from Bufo gargarizans (Asiatic toad), 1391 nucleotides. RefSeq names its product G2/mitotic-specific cyclin-B1-like. The transcript is spliced from 9 exons. The coding region runs from base 133 to 1305 and encodes 390 amino acids. Gene Ontology annotation, biological process: mitotic metaphase chromosome alignment; regulation of cyclin-dependent protein serine/threonine kinase activity; mitotic cell cycle phase transition. Gene Ontology annotation, molecular function: cyclin-dependent protein serine/threonine kinase regulator activity. NCBI's taxonomy places the organism in Eukaryota, Metazoa, Chordata, Amphibia, Anura, Bufonidae. The record is from RefSeq and is a predicted model, not a curated record. Gene Ontology annotation, cellular component: nucleus; cyclin B1-CDK1 complex; cytoplasm.